AGUCGAGCUUUAGGCGCAGAGAAAUCAACAAGUGUGAUAACUAAAAGAAAUUACAAAGAGGAUGGCAUACAGCAGCUCCAGCUUGGACAUCAGUCCGAAGACGCUUAUCGGAGUAGGCGUUGGCUUGGCAGUGGCGGGAGGAGCGAGCUAUUUUCUCUACCACCGCUAUUUACAAUACCGAGAUGCUAUGCCCCAGAAGUGGAGGCGUGUGGGAACGCUGCAGCGGAUCAACUUAUUUCCGAUCAAGUCAUGUGCUCCACUUGACUCGACACCGGGCCGCGAGUACGAUUGCGAUGUACUUGGUAUGUCAAUCGAUGGAAUACGCGAUCGCACAUUAAUGCUACUCGAUGAAAAUAACACUAUGGUGACGGCAAGAGGUUAUCCCCAUAUGAAGUUAAUAAAGCCAUGGCAAGUCUCGGACAAUGGUCUCAUAAUUACCGCACCAGAAAUGCCCGAGUUGGAACUUGAUUUCAAGAACUUGGAGAGUCCUGGCCAGGAUUUGCGUACAUCCAUUUCGGGUGCCCCCGUGGAUGCUAAGCUUUGUGGCGACCGGUUUAACAAGUGGUUCUCUCAGUUCAUCUUGGAGAAGAACACCGGAUUAAGGCUAGUGCACUAUCCGUACCCAAAGCCGGUGAAGAUAAUUUGUGACGACUUGAAGAACAUGCCCUUCAUGAGGCAAGAGGAUUCGGGAACCUUUAAUGAUGGGACGAGCUACAUGCUCAUGAAUCUGUCGUCGGUCGACGACCUUAACACUCGACUAAAGAAUCCAGUGGAACCGCUGCAAUUUCGAGGUGGCUUCGAAAUAAAAUGCGACGAGCACGAGCCCUAUGCGGAGGACAAUUGGCAAUGGGUUCGCAUUGGUGAUGAGGCCGUUUUUCGUCAAGUAGCUCCGCGCACACUGUGCAUUGUACCGAAUGUUAAUGACAAUACAGGAAAGCGGGACGUCGAGGGCGAACCGUUGAAGACUUUGAAAAGCUAUCGCACGUUCAACCAUAGCUCCCCACUUCUGGGCAUACAUUUGGGUCUCCGGCAGCCAGGCAAAGUUAAGGCCAAUGAUGUUGUGUAUGUUGGGGAAAAGUAAAUCAAUCUAUAAUUUGUAUGUAAAUAAUGAAGUUUGAUUUAAAUGAAAAUUGAAUUUAUAUAAAAACGGACUUAUAACAAAAGAAA
This is a messenger RNA of Drosophila persimilis, 1167 nucleotides long. RefSeq names its product mitochondrial amidoxime-reducing component 1. The record is from RefSeq and is a predicted model, not a curated record. The transcript is spliced from 4 exons. The coding region runs from base 62 to 1081 and encodes 339 amino acids. Gene Ontology annotation, molecular function: catalytic activity; molybdenum ion binding; pyridoxal phosphate binding. Lineage: Eukaryota; Metazoa; Arthropoda; Insecta; Diptera; Drosophilidae.